Molecule: messenger RNA, 1831 nt
Organism: Chenopodium quinoa (quinoa)
Lineage: Eukaryota; Viridiplantae; Streptophyta; Magnoliopsida; Caryophyllales; Amaranthaceae
Exons: 12
Coding region: 167-1270 (367 amino acids)
Molecular function (GO): nucleic acid binding; RNA-DNA hybrid ribonuclease activity
Source: RefSeq, a predicted model, not a curated record
ACAUACAUGCCAAAAAAUGAGACAUUUAUUAUAGUCGACACCCCCCACUUCCACAGCAAGCUUCCUGCAAAAUUUUGAAUUUGAAAAGACCCUUCUUUGAUCCCUGCGACUCGCUUCAUCCCCAUUUUCUGCUUGAUUAUUUGAAAGUUUGAUACAAGUAUAAUUAAUGGGGGACGAAAAAGAUGCAUUCUAUGUUGUAAGGAAAGGCGACAUCGUCGGAAUUUACAAAAACUUCUCCGAUUGUCAAGCUCAGGCCGGUUUUUCUCCACUGGACCCUUCUAUUUCAGUAUAUAAAGGAUAUGGAUUAUCUAAGCAGACAGAAGCAUAUCUUGUUUCACGUGGUCUUCAGCAGGCAGGUUUUUCAAUCAGUGCAUGUGAUGUACAAGAUGGACUUUUUGGGAACCUCUCUGUUUGUCCAUUUCAGGAUGCUGGUUGUUCAAGCAGCUCGACAGGAAAUCCUCCAAACAAACCUGUCAAGUUGGAGCAUUAUGGUGAAUUUCAAGCCUCUGAUGCUGGUUGUUCAGGCAGCUCGGCAAGAAUUCCUCCCUACAAAACUGUCAAGUUGGAGCAUUAUGGUGAAUAUCAAGCCUCUGUGAGUCCUGCCUGUGUUGCUAUUCCAGGACUAAAUGGAAGUGUUCGGAAAAAUGUUAAUACAGGAUUGAAUAUAUCCUCAGCAAAGCAAAAUUGUGAUGAGUUGAAGAACUACACAGAUUCUGUAGACUUGACUCGUUCUGCACAUGUAUCUGCCGAAACAAGUUCAUUCUUAACCAAUCCUCAGAAGAGAAUUUGCGAGCUAAAAGAUUACACAGAACAACAAAUGGUUAACCCAACCAGUCAAUCUUGUACAAUUGAAUUUGAUGGAGCUUCAAAAGGAAAUCCUGGACUUUCUGGUGCCGGAGCUAUUUUGCGUGCCAACGGUGGAAGUCAGGUUUGGCUUUUGCGUGAAGGUGUUGGAAUUGCUACUAACAAUGUUGCUGAGUAUCGAUCAGUGAUUUUAGGUUUGAGAAUAGCUCUUGAGAAAGGAUUUAAACAUGUUAAUGUUCGAGGGGACUCUCUGCUGGUUUGCAAUCAGAUUCUGGGUAAAUGGAAAACCAAAAAUGAAAACAUGGCCAACCUGUGCAAGGAAGCAUUACAACUGAAGAAACAGUUUCAGUCAUUUACUAUUGAACAAGUUCCUAGGGAGUUCAAUUCUGCUGCUGAUUCUCAAGCAAAUCGAGCCAUUAAUCUAAGAGAUGGACAAUUUGAAAUUGAGAUGACAUCUCGAGCAUAAUUAUGUGAAUGCUUUAAUGGGGUAGCUGCUCGAUUCUUGUUCCUUAAGCUGUAAAGUAAAAUGGUUCUUGAUUGAACUCGGUUUAGGGCCUCAGGUGGAGAUGUUUGAUUUAGGUUGAAAGAUUGUUGUUGAAACUGGAGUUUGUGUUUGUGUAAAUGCUAGAAAACUACUAUUAUACGUAGUAGAACUUUUACGGCUAGACAGCUAAUUCUUGAAGUUGUGUACUGAUAAACAGAUGUUGCUAGUUUAUGGUAAAUUCACUGAGACAUGUGACCAACUAACCAAAUACAAGCUAGUUCCAUCCACUGUCCUCUCCUCCUUUUUCGCCUUGUAUAAAACUGCCAAUAAUUCGAAUUGAUCAAUCUCUUUAAUUGUACAUUGAUUAGUGGACAAUAUGUAAGCAUUUCUUCAACAAAUUAAUGAGAAGACGGCUGGGACGGUCAUUCAGCGGUGGAGACGAGAGAUGAGAGGGUGGAAGCUAAGAGAGGAAGCAAUUAAAUAGGUGAAGGCUAGCGUCAAAAUGAAGAAGUGAAGAUUGACGUUUUUUUUUUUUUUUUUUUU